Molecule: messenger RNA, 8118 nt
Organism: Hypanus sabinus (Atlantic stingray)
Lineage: Eukaryota; Metazoa; Chordata; Chondrichthyes; Myliobatiformes; Dasyatidae
Exons: 2
Coding region: 5941-6915 (324 amino acids)
Source: RefSeq, a predicted model, not a curated record
GGAGAGUCGAUGAACGAGGGGGUAAGCGGAGGGACGAUGAGGAGACAUGCUGCAAAUGGGAGUUCCACGCCUCCACAUCCUUCCUGUGACUAUAACUACAAACAAUCCUCCAAGUGCAGCUGGCCAAUGUUCUCUAAAGCUUCAACGUGGCUUCCUGAUUCUUAUACACAAAGCCUGAAUGAUGAAGGCAAGACUUUCUACCUCACUAUUUACUGUGAUGCCACUUGUACACAACUGUGGACUUGGACCCCAAGAUCCCUCUGCACAUCAACACUGGUAAGUACCCUGCCAUCAACUGUGUCCUGUCCUUUGAACUCCCAAACUGCAACACCCCACUCUUGCCGAAUUAAACUCCAUCUGCCAUAUCUCCAAAUAAUCAAUGUCCCAUUAUACCCUUUGGCUCUCUUCUAACCCACCCACAAAACCACCAAUUUUAGUACCUUCUGCAAUCUCCACACAGGUACACAAGAUCUCACACACACAAUAUCUGUCCAUAAGACAUAGGUGCAGAAUUAGGUCAUUCAACCCAACGAAUUAUCAAAGGUUACGGGGAGAAGGCUGGGAACUGGCAUUGAGGAGGAGAUUUUUAAAAAAGGAUCAGUCAGGAUUGAAUGGCGGAGCAGACAGAUGGCCUAGUUCUGAUCCUGUGUCUCAUGGAAUCUGCUCUGCCAUUCCACCAUGCCUAUUGAUCUGUCUUCUUACCAUAACCUUUGAUGCCCUUACCAAUCAAGAACCUUUCGAAAGGGUGCAGAGGAGAUUUAAAAGGAUGUAGCCUGGAAUGGGAGUAUGCCUUAUGAGAAUACAAAGAAACAGACAAUCCACAAAGUCGGCCCACAAAGCUGUGCCGAACAUGUCCCAACCUUAGAACUUCCUAGGCUUUACCUAUAGCCCUCUAUUUUCCUAAGGUCCAUGUAGCCAUCCAGGAGACUCUUAAAAGACCCUGCCAGCAGCCCAUUCCACGCACUCACCACUCUCUGCGUAAAAAACUUACCCCUGACUUCUCCUCUGUAUCUACUCCCAAGCACCUUAAAACUGUGCCCUCUCGUGCUAGCCAUUUCAGCCCUGGGGAAAAGCCUCUAACUAUCCACACAAUCAAUGCCUCUCAUUAUCUUGUACACCUUUAUCAGGUCACCUCUCAUCCUCCGUCACUCCCAGGAGAAAAGGCCGAGUUCACUCAACCUAUUCUGGAUCAUUGUGACCUGUACGAAAAGGACAGUUUGCACUUGAGUCCCGGGGGACCAAUAUUCUGGUGGGAAGGUUUGCUGAGGCUGUUGGGGAGAGUUUAAACUAGAAUCGCUGGGGGGGGAAACUGAACUGAAGUGAUGAAGGAAAGGGAACUUGGCUCACAAAUAGAGGAAGUUUGGAGAUAGUGCUAAAGGGAGGAUAGCAAGUGAUAGAGAAGGAACUCGCUCAGUCCGAUGUUUUGAGAUGUGUCUAUUUUAAUACGAGGAGUAUCAUGAAUAAAAUGGAUAAGCUUAGAGCGUGGAUCAGCAUUUGGAGCUAUGAUGUUGUGGCCAUUACUGAGACUUGGAUGGUGCAGGGGCAGGAAUAGCUAAUCCAAGUGCCAGGAUUUAGAUGUUUCAGAAAGGAUAGGGAGGGAGGCAAAAGAGGUGGGGGCAUGGCACUGCUGAUCAGAGGUAGUGUCACGGCUACAGAAAAGGAGGAAGUCAUGGAUGGGUUGUCUACAGAGUCUCUGUGGGUGGAAGUUAGGAAUAGGAAGGGGUCAAUCAAUAACUCUACUGGGUGUUUUUUUAUAGACCACUCAAUAGUGACAGGGACAUCGAGGAGCAGAUGGGGAGACAGAUUCUGAAAAGGAGUAAUAAUAACAGGGUUGUUGUAGUGGGAGAUUUUAAUUUCCCAAAUAUUUAUUUGCAUCUCCCUAGAGUGAGGGGUUUAGAUGGUAUGGAGUUUGUUAGGUAUGUUCAGGAAGGUUUCUUGUCACAAUAUGUAGAUAAGCCUACAAGCUGUACUUGAUCUGGUAUUGGGAAAUGAACCUGGUCAGUGGGAGAGCAUUUUGGAGCAAUUCUAUCUCCUUUACCAUAGCAUUGGAGGGAUAGGAACAGACAAGUUAAGGAAACAGUUAAUUGGAAUAAGGGGAAAUAUGAGGCCAUCAGGCAGGAACUUGGAAGCAUAAAUUAGAAACAGAUGUUCUCAGGGGAACGUAUGGAAGAAAUGUAGCAAAAGUUCAGGGAAUAUUUGCGUGGAGUUCUGAGUAGGUAUGUUCCAAUGAGACGGAAAGGAUUGUAGUGUACAUGGUCCAUGGUGUACAAAGGCCAAAUCUAGUCAAGGAGAAAAGAAGAUACCUUAUGAAAGAUUCAUAAAACUAGGGAAUUAUAUGAAUCCAGAAGAUUAUAAGGCUAGCAGGAAGGAGCUUCAGAAUGAAAUUAGGAGAGCCAGAAGGGGCCAUGAGAAGGCCUUGGUGGACAGGAUUAAGGAAAACCCCAAGGCAUUCUACAAAUAUGUGAAGAGCAAGAGGAUAAGACGUGAGAGAAUAGGACCAAUCAAGUGUGACAAUGGAAAAGUGUGUAUGGAUCUGCAGGAAAUAGCAGAAGUACUUAAUGAGUACUUUGCUUCAGUAUUCACUACAGAAAAGGAUCUUGGUGAUUGUAGGGAUGACAUGCAGUGGCCUGAAAAGCUUGAGAAUGUAGAUAUUAAGAAAAAGGAUGUGCUGGAGCUUUUGGAGAGCAUCAAGUUGGAUAAGUCACUGGGACCGGAUGAGAUGUACCCCAGGCUACUGUGGGAAGUGAGGGAAGAGAUUGCUGAGACUCUGGCAAUGAUCUUUGCAUCAUCAAUGAGGACAGGAGAGGCUCUGGAGGAUUGGAGGGUUACGGAUGUUGUUCUCUUAUUCAAGAAAGGGAGUAGAGAUAGCCCAGAAAAUUAUAGACCAGUGAGUCUUACCUUAGUGGUUGGUAAGUUGAUGGAGAAGAUCCUGAGAGGCAGGAUUUAUGAAUAUUUGGAGAGGCACAAUAUGAUUAGGAAUAGUCACCAUAGCUUGGUCAAAGGCAAUUUUUUGAGAACAUGACUAAGCACAUUGAUGAAGGUAGAGCUGUAGAUGUAGUGUAUAUGUAUUUUAGCAAAUCAUUUGAUAAGGUACCCCAUGCAUGGCUUAUUGAGAAAGUAAGGAGGCAUGGGAUCCAAAGGGACAUUGCUUUAUGGAUCCAGAACUGGCUUGCCCACAGAAGGCAAAGAGUGGUUGUAGAUGGGGCAUUUUCUGCAUGGAGGCCGGUGACCAAUGGUGUGCCUCAGGGAUCUGUUCUGGGACCCCCUUCUCUUCCUGAUUUUUAUAAAUGACCUGGAUGAGUAAGUGGAGGGAUGGGUUAGUAAAUUUGAUGACACAAAGGUUGGGGGUAUUGUGGAUAGUGUAGAGGCCAGUUAGAGGUUACAAAGAGACAUUGAUAGGAUGCAAAACUGGGCUGAGAAGUGGCAGAUGGAAUUCAACCAAAAUAAGUGUCAGGUGGUUCAUUUUGGUAGGUCAAAUAUGAUGACAUAUAGCAUUAAUGGUAAGACUCUUGGCAAUGUGGAGGAUCAAAGGGAUCUUGGGGCCCGAGUCCAUAGGACACUCAAAGCUGCUACGCAGGUUGACUCUGUGGUUAAGAAGGCAUACGAUACAUUGGCCUUCAUCAAUCGUGGGAUUGAGUUUAGGAGCUGAGAGGUAAUGUUACUGCUAUUUAGGAACCUGGUCAGACCCCACUUGGAGUACUGUGCUCAAUUCUGGUCAUCUCGCUAUAGGAAGGACGUGGAAACCAUAGAAAGGGUGCAGAGGAGAUUUACAAGGAUGUUGCCUGGAUUUGGGAGCAUGCCUCAUGAGAAUAGGUUGAGUAAACUCGGCCUUUUCUCCUUGGAGCGACAGAGGAUGAGAGGUGACCUGAUAGAGGUGUACAAGAUAAUGAAAGGCAUUGAUCAUUAGAAUCCCCCACUAUCGGAAACACAUGCACUCUAUUUAAGCCUUUCAAUAUUUGUUAGGUUUUACUGAGAUCCCACCCCAAUUUUUCUAAACUCCAGUGAGGACAGGCCCAGAGCCAUCAUUGCUCCUCAUACAUCAACACUUUCAUUCCUGGGAUCAUUUUCAUGAAAAACAUUCGGACCCAACACAGCACAUCCUUUCUUAGACAGCAGGCCAAAAAAUGAUCACAAUAUUUCAAGUACAGUCUCACACUCACAAUCUCUCAGAAUCAGGUUGAAUAUCACUGGCACAUGUUGUGAAAUUGGUUGUCUUUGUGGCAGCAGCACGUUGCAAUACAUAAUAGAGAGAAAACAGACAAUUACGAUAAAGGUGUAUGUAUAAUAGGUACAAAAGUACAAAUAAAAAAUUAGUGAAGUCAUGUUCAUGGGUUCAAUGUCCAUUCAGAAUUUGCAUGACAGAGGGUAAAAAGCUGUUCCUGAAUCGUUCAGUGUGUUCCUUCAAGCUUCUGUACAUCCUUCCUGACAGUAGCAAUGAGAAAAGUAUGAGCCGGGUGAUGGAGGUCCUUAAUGAUGGACGUCACCUGUCUCAGUCAUUGUUUCUUGAAGGUGUCCUGGAUACUUCAGAGCUCAUGAUGAAGCUGACUAACUUUACAACUAUCUGCAAGUUAUUUCAAUGCAGUAGCACCCCACCCCCAUACCUGAUAAUGAUGCAGCCAGUUAGAAUACUCUCCAUGGUAUACCAGUAGAAAUUUGCGAGUGUCUUUGGUGACACACCAAAUCUUCUCAAAGUCCUAAUGAAAUAGAGCCGCUGUUGAGCCUUCAUUGCAGCUGCAUCAAUAUGUUGGAUCCAGGUUAGAUCCUCAGAGAUACUGACACUAUGGAACUUGAAACUGCUCACUCUUUCCAGUUUUGACCUCUUGAUGAGUGUAUACACUAGUGUGUAUUCCCUUGUUUUACCCUUUCUGAAGUCCCCGUUCAGUUCUUUGCUCUUACUGACGGUGAGUGCCAGUGGCACCACUCAACUAGCUGAUAUGUCUUGCUCCUCUACACCCUCUCAUCACCAUCUGAAAUUCUGCCAACAAUAGUUGUAUCAUCAGCAAACUUACAGAUGAUAUUUGAGCUGUGCCUAGCCACACAGUCAUGGGUGUAGAGAGGGUAGGGCAGUGGGCUAAGCCCACACCCCUGAGAUGCGCCAGUGUUGUAUGUCAGCGAGGAGGAGUGGUUAUUUCCAAACGGCACAGACCACAGUCUUCUGGUUAAGAAGUCAAGGAUACAAUUGCAGAGGGAGGUAUAGAAGCCCAGGCUCUGGAGCUUUUCAAUAAGAACUGUAGGAGUAAUUGUGUUAAACAUCAAUAAACAGCAUCCUGACGUAGAUAUCCAGGUGAUUCAUAGCCACGUGGAGCCAAUGAGAUUGCAUCCUCCGAGAACCUAUUGGUGCUAUAGGCAAAUUGCAGGUGCCAGGGUCCUUGCUGAGACAGGAGUUAGCCCAAACCAUAACCGAGCCCUCAAAGCAUUUCAUCAUCACAGAUCUGAAGGCUACUGUGCAAUGGUCAUUUAGGCCGCUCACCCUGCUAUUCCUGGGCACUGGUGUAAUUGUUGUCCUUUUGAAGUUCUGACUAUGGCAAUGAGAGAUUGAAAAUCUCUUUGAACACUCUUGCCAGCUGGUUGGACCAUCGGGCGUGUUGGCCUUCACCCUCUUGAAAGAUCGCUUGAUGUCACAAGGUCACCAGGUCUUGCAUGGAUCCUCAUGGCUGUAGUUUUACCCUCCCUUCCAACAGGUACGUCAAAGGCAUUGAGCUCAUUUGGUAGUGACGCAUUACUGCCAGUCAUGAUGUCCAGUUUUAUAGGAAGUAAUGGCCUGUGAGCCCUGCCGAUUGAUUCUGCCUCCAACCUCAUUCUGAGCUGUUCCUUUGCUUUUCCACAAGUCAUACCUGGUUCUCUUGUGCAGACCUAGGUCACUUGAAUGCCACAAGUCUAGCCCUCAGCAGACGUCAAACCUCCUGGUCCAUCUACACUUUUGAUUUGGGUAUGUAGAAUAUGUUCCUGUACGCACACAACCUCUCUCCCACACACACACACAAUCUCUCUCCCACACACCCACAACCUCUCUCCCACACACACACACAAUCUCUCUCUCCCACACACACACACAACCUCUCUCCCACACACACACAAUUUUUCUCCCACACACACACACAAUCUCUCUCUCCCACACACACACACAAUCUCUCUCUCCCACACACACACACAAUCUCUCUCCCACACACACACAAGCUCUCUCCCACACACACACAAUCUCUCUCCCACACACACACAAGCUCUCUCCCACACACACACAACCUCUCUCUCCCACACACACAAUCUCUCUCCCACACACACCCUCUCUCCCACGCACACACAAUCUCUCUCCCACGCACACACAACCUCUCUCCCACGCACAUACAACCUCUCUCUCCCACGCACACAAUCUCUCUCCCACGCACACACAACCUCUCUCCCACGCACACACAACCUCUCUCCCACGCACAUACAACCUCUCUCUCCCACACACACAAUCUCUCUCCCACGCACACACAAUCUCUCUCCCACACACACACAAGCUCUCUCCCACACACACAAUCUCUCUCCCACGCACACACAAUCUCUCUCCCACGCACACACAAUCUCUCUCCCACACACACACAAGCUCUCUCCCACACACACACAACCUCUCUUACACACACACACACAAUCUCUCUCUCCCACACACACACACAAUCUCUCUCUCCCACGCACACACAAUCUCUCUCCCACACACACACAAGCUCUCUCCCACACACACACAACCUCUCUUACACACACACAUACAACCUCUCUCUCCCACACACACAAUCUCUCUCCCACGCACACACAAUCUCUCUCCCACACACACACAAGCUCUCUCCCACGCACACACAACCUCUCUCCCACACACACAAGCUCUCUCCCACACACACAAUCUCUUUUUCACAUGCAUCCACUAUCUCUCCAUAACUCACAAUCUUUCUCACACACACCACUCUCUGCCACACUCUUAUUCACACUCACACAACACAUAUUCUUUCUCCACACUCUCAUAUACACACUCGCUUGUGUGCACAUCAUCUUUGUCAGAUGCAUACCAUUCCUCACAAGCACACCACAGGUUUUGUGGUAAAUCUUUCUAACCACUCAUUGUUUAAGCUGAAUUCUGCCUGACUCACACUUCCAUGCACAUGUUCCUGCUUGCAGACUCACAACAAUAACCCCUCUCUGCCUGCUGUCUACACUUGCCACUGCUGUGCCUAUUUUGCAAACUCACUUUAGGAGAACUUUGCACAUUCACUCUAUGACUGGUUUGCAGUGUAGUACCACCUUUGCCUUGUACACUCACUGGGCAGGCUUUGCACUAUCACACUCACUUUACACAGUCACCCACCACCUUGGCAGCGUUGCCAUCUGGUUCUGCUCUGAGCUGACUGCCUGCACUUGUUGCAGUGACUCUGCCUGUGCAGUUGCACACACACAUCUCAUUUACCUUGCACACUUGGCCUCAUUAUGCAUGCACUGCGCACCCCACCAUACACAGAAACACCCCUUACAACCCUCCCAUAUUUGCACGUCCAGCUUUUGCAUACACACUCACUCUUAUAUAACACACCCGUGGCUGUACACUAUACCCUUGUUCACUAGUUUACACCUUGCAUUCUCACCAUUGCAAACUCAGUAAUCUCACACACUCAACCUCACCGGUUACGCUAACAUGGCCUUUCACACUUUGCCCAUAUAACAUAUACGUUGGACUCCACAAGUGUGCACUUUGCACACUCAUCCAAGACGUAUGCCUUCACGCGGAUACCUCACACACUCAGAACCAAUUACACAUCAGCCGUGUCUCCACAAGCCUUCGCAAACUACUGUUGAACACUCUCCCUGUCUCUGAAAGCGUUCGCACAAACACACACUUGGAAUUUUCACCCCCACCUUUCACGGCCGUCGAUUCCAUCACUUACUUGCACACCAGCAGCCUCUUGCUGAAAGCCUUCACACAGUUUGCACAUGCGCCCUAAAUUUACAUACUAGCCCUCUCUCUGCAAGUUACACACACACCAACUACAUAGGCAUCCCACACCUUGCACACCAGCCCCUCUUGCUGCAAAGCUUCUAACACACUUUCCAGGCACGCCACACCCUCCGGGGUGCGUCCUUUCCCGGGCU